Molecule: messenger RNA, 1663 nt
Organism: Panicum hallii
Lineage: Eukaryota; Viridiplantae; Streptophyta; Magnoliopsida; Poales; Poaceae
Product: oxidation resistance protein 1-like
Exons: 8
Coding region: 291-1391 (366 amino acids)
Source: RefSeq, a predicted model, not a curated record
CACGGGAAAAGGUCAGAUCAGAGCGUCUCGUGUCGUCCCUUGGCACGGGAUCCACCCCCCACCCACGGGCACACGCGCGCGGCGAGCUCUGCGCUUCCACUUGCCCCCCUCUCUCCACCGGUCUCUCACCCAACCCCCCCGCACUCCAACUCGAACGCCCUCCCCUCGAGGCUCGGCUGUGCUCCGGCAGCGUCGGAGUCGGAGGAGGAGCACGGGGAUGGCGAUCGGGCUCCCCUCACCUGCCUUCCUGACCUGAACCUUCCACCAGCGCAACGCAAGGGGCUCGCGGUAUGGGGUACCUGCCGGCGCUGGGCGGGAAGGCGGCGCACCUGGUGUCCGACCUCGCCACCGUCAUCCUCAACCCCGUCUCCGAGCGGGAGCGCCAGCGGCACCACCCCGCCCACCUCCCGGAAGCUGCUGAAGGAAAAGACACACCAUUUGGUGAUGAUGAUUCUGACAAAAAUUCCGAGACUCCUGAUGGUCCUGACACAUCUUCCUUCAGAGCAUUUCUGAUGUCAUUUGUGUCUUCCACAACCUCCAGCAAGGAUUCAAUGGAGACCAUACCUCAGCAUAAUCUAGAUGUGGAAUAUCCAACUUUAACACCUGUUGGAAAGGCAAGCAGUGGGAGGAAGGGCUUGCUCAGUAGAGGGAAGCAUUCCAUUGGAAGGAUUAUUAGCAAGGCAGGACUCAGUAAUUUCAGACAGAAACCCGCCUACAGCAUUGAUGGUGAAUUCACAGGUCAAACAGAAUCAGUUGCACCCAGGUUUGAGAUGAAGGGAUCAAAGGAAUUGGCUUUGCAUGAUAAGUUGCCAGCUAUGUCUGAACCAUCUGUUCUUUUGUCAGAAAUGAUGCGAUCUGUUCUUUAUUCAUCUCUUCCUGUUCUUGUUCAAGGAAGGAACUGGAUGUUGGUUUACAGUACCUGGAGACAUGGAAUAUCUUUGUCUACUUUGUAUAGAAGGAGCAGGCUUUGUGCUGGCUACUCACUUCUGAUAGUUGGGGAUCGAAGGGGAGCUGUUUUUGGUGGUUUGGUUGAGGCCCCACUGCAGCCUAUCAUAAAGAGGAAAUAUCAGGGGACUAAUGAAUGCUUUGUGUUCACCAAUAUAGAAGGCUGUCCUGUCAUAUGCCGUCCAACAGGUGCUAAUAACUAUUUUACAUUUUGCUCAACUGAUUAUUUGGCAAUGGGAGGUGGUGGUCACUUCGCACUUUAUCUCGAUGGAGACCUUCUGAAUGGUUCUAGUUCCACCUCAGAGACUUUUAACAACCCAUGCUUAUCCUAUACCCAGGAAUUCAAAAUCAAAGAUGUCGAGCUGUGGGGCUUCGUCAAUGCUUCAAAAUACGAAGAGAUGCUCACGAUCUGCCGCACUGAAAAGCAAGGAAUUUGGAAUCUGUGACCGUGCGGAGCUCGCUGAGUUGUUGAUGGUUGGUGCCAACCUAUCCUCUGGUGUGGCUUGUACAGUUUUGUAGUAUAUAAAACGUAUGUAGAACAUGAAGAGGAUAGUUUCAUAUAGAAUAGAAGUAUGAAGAGCUUUGCCGUUCAUGUUUGUAAAUAUUAACAGUAGAAGAUGCUAAUGUGUAGUACUAUAGUAAAAUAUUCUACUUUCAUCUCCAUUCUGAACCACAUAAGACUGUCGUAUAUAGCAAUUGAUCAGAAACUUCGUUUGAA